AUGGCAAGUGCUGCGGGUGUCCCGGAGCGUUUCCCUCCUAUCGAGGAUACAGGUGCUAGAGAAACUGAACCUCUGCUUGGUCGCCCUGGCGAUGCUGCCCAAGAAGAUGGCGUUCCUAUGAUCAGGAACCUCGUUCUCGGAACUGGCAUAGUCGCCCAGCUGGGUGUUGUACUACUCACCAUUCUGAUCUGGGCAAACGUCCUCUCUAAGCCGUUGAUCCUCUUCUCAGCGCAUCCGCUACUUCAAUCUCUUGCUGUCCUCACCUUGGCCCAGUCUGUCCUAAGCCUACAGCCUACUCAUACUGCCGAGCAGAAGCGUGUCGGCCAGCGCGUCCACGCCAUCCUCAACCUCGUGGCUUUCUUGAUUCUUGUGGCUGGCGUGACUAUCAUCGAGUACAAUAAGAUCAAAAGCAACGGUGCUCAUUUCCACUCUGUUCACGGUUAUCUCGGUGUCAUCACUUCCAUCGUCCUUCUUCUCCAGUAUGGUGUUGGCUUCACCAUGUGGGCUACCCCUAGCCUGUACGGAGGUGUUGACAAUGCCAAGGCUGUCUGGAAGUACCACCGCUGGAGCGGAUACACCGUCUUUGUCCUCCUCCUGGCUACUGUCACCAGUGCUGUUGAGACUCCCUACAACAAGAACGUGUUGAAGUUGAAGCUGUGGGCUGUUCUCUUGCUGUCCAUCGUUACGCUGGUGGGCAUUGUUCCUCGAAUCCAGAAGCAGAAGCUCGGCUUCCGAGGGCCAAGCUCAACUUAA
Fusarium coffeatum is the source of this 753-nucleotide messenger RNA. RefSeq lists its product as uncharacterized. The record is from RefSeq and is a predicted model, not a curated record. The transcript has 2 exons. Lineage: Eukaryota; Fungi; Ascomycota; Sordariomycetes; Hypocreales; Nectriaceae. The coding region runs from base 1 to 753 and encodes 250 amino acids. Gene Ontology annotation, molecular function: transmembrane monodehydroascorbate reductase activity.